AUGGGGUACGCAAUCCAUGGCAUUAGCAAUGCCGUACCGCCUAGCAUUGGCAUUAGCAUAGACUUUGCAUUGGAUUGCAUCGGCACUGGCACUGGCACUGGCACUGGCACUGGCACUGGCACUGGCACCGCACCCACAACACAGCACAGCAAGCUCACCACACCGACAGAGCUGCAAAGUGGCUGCUUGGAUGGAGCCGUCCGGGCCGAUCAGCGAAUGGCAGCAAGCGACCUUGUCGAUGGCUCGACCUGGACGGCUGCCGAGCUGGCACUUGAUACUGUGGAAUACGAGUCCAACUUACGACUGCACGGUGAGCUGGUCCAUGUCCCUGCUUCCCGACAAAGGGCGCACGACACGACGCCCACAGCCGCUGGAAGCGACUCCCCGCCCAGUCCUACUGCUCCUUCCGCCAUUGUGCCGGCGCGCAGCGCAGGCCAGGCUCGCCAGAGGUUCCUUCCCUCGAUGUCCGGAAACGUGGGGGGCAGGCCGGGCAGCCGCGGACGAGUAGGAAGGCGGCGGUGGCUCGCCGGCGACGUGAGAUGUGGCAGCGAUGUCACCAUGCGAUAUGAGCUGUCUGUUCCUACCGCUGCCUAG
Messenger RNA from Grosmannia clavigera kw1407, 594 nucleotides. RefSeq lists its product as uncharacterized. The record is from RefSeq and is a predicted model, not a curated record. The coding region runs from base 1 to 594 and encodes 197 amino acids. NCBI's taxonomy places the organism in Eukaryota, Fungi, Ascomycota, Sordariomycetes, Ophiostomatales, Ophiostomataceae. The transcript has 2 exons.